AUGGAGUUUCCUCACAGCAUAGCCCCCAAAUGCCAGUCUUCACUCCCGCCUCAAAUGAAGAAACAAAGACUACCUCCUGCCACCAAGUCACAGGAGAUGUCGAUAUCUCAGCACUUGCCUAAGGGAGAAAAAGAACAGCAAGAAACAAUUGAACAUAUUGAUGAAGUACAAAAUGAAAUAGACAGACUUAAUGAACAAGCCAGUGAGGAGAUUUUGAAAGUAGAACAGAAAUAUAACAAACUCCGCCAACCAUUUUUUCAGAAAAGGUCGGAAUUGAUCGCCAAAAUCCCCAAUUUUUGGGUAACAACAUUUGUCAACCAUCCACAAGUGUCUGCACUGCUUGGGGAGGAGGAUGAAGAGGUGCUGCAUUAUUUGACAAGAGUUGAAGUGACAGAAUUUGAAGAUAUUAAAUCAGGUUACAGAAUAGAUUUUUAUUUUGAUGAAAACCCUUACUUUGAAAAUAAAGUUCUCUCCAAAGAAUUUCAUCUGAAUGAGAGUGGUGAUCCAUCUUCAAAGUCCACCAAAAUCAAAUGGAAAUCUGGAAAGGAUUUGAUGAAACAUUCAAGUCAAACACAGAAUAAAGCCAGCAGGAAGAGACAACAUGAGGAACCAGAGAGCUUCUUCACCCGGUUUACUGACCAUUCUGAUGCAGGUGCAGAUGAGUUAGGAGAGGUCAUCAAAGAUGAUAUUUGGCCAAAUCCAUUAUAGUACUACUUGGUUCCUGAUAUGGAUGAUGAAGAAGGGGAAGGACAAGAAGAUGAUGAUGAUGAAGAAGAAGAAGGAUUGGAAGAUAUCGAAGAAGAAGGAGAUGAGGAUGAAGAUGAAGAUGAUGAUGAGGGGGAGGAAGAAGAGGAGGAUGAAGGAGAAGAUGCUAAUGGAACACUGAUGGAUUCCAACCUUCCUUUUUUAAUUUUCUUCAGUCCCUGGGAGGAAGUUGCAGUCCUUUUUUUUUUUUUCCUCCUCUUGUGCUCAUUUGCCCUGUUUUUUGAAGUCUUUUUUCUCUCCCUUUAUACCAUGGUUCUCAACUUAUUCUGGGGGGAAACACCUUGA
Messenger RNA from Leptonychotes weddellii (Weddell seal), 1050 nucleotides. The record is from RefSeq and is a predicted model, not a curated record. Lineage: Eukaryota; Metazoa; Chordata; Mammalia; Carnivora; Phocidae.